Messenger RNA from Balaenoptera musculus (blue whale), 5232 nucleotides. RefSeq names its product desmocollin 3 (gene DSC3). Gene Ontology annotation, cellular component: desmosome; plasma membrane. Gene Ontology annotation, molecular function: gamma-catenin binding; calcium ion binding. The record is from RefSeq and is a predicted model, not a curated record. The transcript is spliced from 16 exons. Bases 368 to 3043 code for a protein of 891 amino acids. Gene Ontology annotation, biological process: homophilic cell-cell adhesion. NCBI's taxonomy places the organism in Eukaryota, Metazoa, Chordata, Mammalia, Artiodactyla, Balaenopteridae.
GGCGCGGGGGGGGGGAGAUGGUCGGGGCGUGGGAGAGCUGGCAGAGAGGGGGUGGCCUGGACAGCUUUCCCGCGAGCGAGCACCCCGCGCGGCCUCCGAGAAGCCUAAGGGCAGGCUUGGGCAGCUCCCCAGAGGCUCUCGCGGUGAUAAAACUUGAGAAAAAACGAGGGGCGGCGCGGCGUCUCCCGAGUCCAAUCCUGUCUCAGGAGUGAAAACGCUCUCGGGCAGGCAAGCCUGAAAAAGGCCCGGGCGACGUAACGAGCAGCUGAAAGAAGCGCACCUCCGCACCGCUGCACCUCGGCGGGCUCUGGUCUCUUGCGUCCCACCCGGUGCCUGCGUCCUCCUCCCCGGCCCCGCGCCCCCCGCGAUGGCAGCCACCGGGCCCCGGAGCUCCCUGCGCGGAGCCCUCGGCAGACAGCUACUGCUGACCCUUGUGGUCUUCAGUUUUGCUUGUGAAGCUUGCAAAAAGGUGAUAUUUCAUACACCUUCCAAACUAGAGGCAGACAAAGUGGUUGGCAGAGUUAAUUUGAAAGAGUGCCUCGGAUCUGCAGACCACAUCCAAUCCAGUGAUCCUGAUUUCAGAGUUCUAGAAGAUGGGUCAGUAUACACAGCCCAUGCUGUUGUGUUGUCUGAUGAGAAAAGAUCUUUCACCAUAUGGCUUUCUGACUCAAAGAAACAGACACAGAAAGAGAUUCCUGUGCUCCUGGAACAUCAGAAGAAGGUACUGAGGAAGAGACACACUAAAGAGACUGUUCUCAGGCGUUCCAAGAGGAGAUGGGCGCCUAUCCCCACCUCAAUGAUGGAGAAUUCCUCGGGCCCUUUCCCUUUGCUCCUUCAACGAGUUCAAUCUGACGCGGAACAGAACUAUACCAUCGUCUACUCAAUAAGUGGGCCUGGAGUUGACCAAGAACCUUUAAAUCUGUUUUCCAUGGACAGAAAAACUGGAAGUCUAUAUUGUACCCAGCCUGUGGAUCGUGAAGAAUAUGAUGUUUUUGAUCUGAUUGUCCGUGCGUCAACUGCAGAUGGGUAUUCAGCAGAAUUACCUCUUCCACUGUCCAUCAGAGUGGAGGAUGACAAUGACAACCGCCCUAUUUUCACAGAAGCAAUUUAUAAUUUUGAAGUUCCAGAAAGCAGUAGAAUUGGUACUACAGUGGGAGUGGUUUGUGCCACGGACAGAGAUGAACCAGACACGAUGCAUACGCGCCUGAAGUAUAGCAUUACAGAGCAGACGCCAAGAUCACCUGGGAAGUUUUCUGUGCAUGCCAGCACAGGUGCAAUCACCACAGUCUAUGUUUUGGACAGAGAGGUUGUAGACAAGUACUCAUUGAAAAUGAAAGUACAAGACAUGGAUGGUCGAUCAUAUGGAUUGAUGAGUACAGCAACUUGUAUCAUAACAGUAAAAGAUUCAAAUGACAAUUUACCCACUUUCAGACAAAAUGCUUAUGAAACAUCAGUAGAGGAAAAUACGUUCAAUGUGGAAAUCUUACGAAUACCUGUAGAAGAUAAGGAUUUAAUUAACACUUCCAGUUGGAGAGCCAAUUUUACUAUUUUAAACGGCAAUGAAAAUGGACAUUUCAGUAUCAGUACAGACAAAGAAACUAAUGAAGGUGUUCUCUGUGUUGUAAAGGCACUGAAUUACGAAGAAAACCGUCAAGUGGUCCUGGAAAUUGGAGUACGCAAUGAAGCUCCAUUUACUGGAGAUGUGACACGCAUAAUGACAAACAUGAACAGAGCCUUUGUCACAGUUCAUGUGAAGGAUCAGGACGAAGGGCCUGAAUGCAAACCUGCAGUCCAAUAUGUACAGAUUAAAGAAAACUCCCCAGUGGGUUCAAAGAUCAAAGUAUAUAAGGCAUAUGACCCUGAAACUAGAAGUAGCAGUGGUUUAAGGUACAAAUUAUUGUAUGACCCAAAAGGGUGGAUCACCAUUAAUGAAUUUUCGGGCUCAGUCGAAACUUCCAAAACCUUAGACAGGGAGACUGCAACUCCCAGUGGUGCCUUGUAUAGUGUUACAGUCCUGGCAAUAGAUAAAGGUGGUAGAUCAUGUACUGGAACCCUUGUAGUUAACAUUGAAGAUGAGAAUGAUAAUCCACCAGAAAUAGCUCAAAAUUUUCUAGUAAUUUGCAAAACAAAGAUGAAGUAUGUUGACAUUACAGCUGUUGAUCCUGAUGAGCCCAUCCACGGCGCUCCAUUUUACUUCAGCUUGGCAAACGCUUCUCCAGAAAUCAACAGACUAUGGGGCCUCGUCAGAUUUAAUGAUACAGCUGCCCAUCUUUCAUAUCGGAAAAAUGCCAAAUCUCAAGAAUAUCUUAUUCCUAUUACUGUAAAAGAUAGAGGAAAUCAAUCUAUAACAAAAACCUUGACAGUGAACCUCUGUGAUUGUACUAAUCAAGGUCAAUGUCGCACGACUGCACCGCGUACAGGAGUGAUACUUGGCAAAUGGGCGAUCCUUGCGAUACUUCUGGGUAUAGCAUUGCUUUUCUCUAUAUUGCUAACUGUAGUAUGUGGAUUUGUUAGUGCCAGAAAUAAAAAAAGUUUUCCUGAAGAUUUGGCACAGCAAAACUUAAUCAUCUCAAACACAGAAGCACCUGGAGACAAUAAGGUGUGUUCUGCCAGUGGGUUUACGACCGAUACAGUCAACAACUCUAGCCAAGGCUUUUGUGGUACUAUGGGAUCAGAAGUCAAAAAUGGCAGGCAGGAAACCAUUGAAAUGGUAAAAGGAGGAAACCAGACCUUGGAAUUGUGCCAGGGGGCCGGGCAUCAUCACACCCUGGGUUCCUGCAGAGGAGGCACCAUGGAGACGGACCACUCGGAAUGGCACAGUUUCACUCAGCCCCGCCUUGGUGAAAAAUUGCAUCUAUGUAAUCAGGAUGAAGACCACAUGCCAUCUCAAGAUUAUGUUCUUACGUAUAACUGUGAAGGAAGAGGGUCUCCAGCUGGUUCUGUAGGUUGCUGCAGUGAAAAACAGGAAGAAGAUGGCCUUGACUUUUUAAAUAAUUUGGAAACCAAAUUUACUGCCUUAGCAGAAACAUGCACAAAGAAAUAAUGUUACAGUGCUACAAUUAGACAUAUCUUUGUCAGACAUUCUGGAGGUUUCUGAAAGGGAUAUUGUAAAUUUUAAUUUAUAUCUAGAUAUAUAUGAAUAUGAAUAUAUAUGAAUUUUUCUAAAAUUUUUGAAUUAUGCUACCUACCAAUUGGUACUUUAAAACAGUUUGUUACUUAUCUUUUCAGGAAGUUUAAAAUGUUAAAACAGAUUUUGCCUCUUUUACUGCUGAGUAAAUAGACAACCAGCAAAUCUCAUGCUAUAGUACUGGAAUUAAGGUCUAUAAAGUACCUCCUCUUCUUCGCAUAUAUUUUUCCAAUAAAUACAUUGGCUAAAUAUUAGUCCAACAAUAGAAGCUGUAUUUGAUUGACUAUAGUAGAACAGCUCUCUGGGCUAGAAAUUCCAUUCUUAUUCCAGAUUUAGAUAAAAGUAGAAUAUUAAUCAUUAUGGUAAAUUAUGUUGGAUUUUUUUAGGUCUAAAAAAUCAGUAGCACCUGGUCAUUUUCUCUGAAGGCUACUAGAGUUUUGUUUUUCUUCUGGGUAGCAAUUAGAUCAUGAAGAGCAGUUCUAGCUACUAGAUUGCCCUAAUAAGGUCUCAAAAACACAGAGCCACAAUGUGAAAACUAGACCAGAAAAGUGUAGACCAAAAAAAAAAAAAUGUGUUGUUUUUAUACUUUUGGAAGUGUGUUUUAUGGUUUACAAAAGUAUUGUUAUGAGGAAUAUAUCUAAGUUUCCUUAAUCUCGAGAAAGAAAACUAUAUUCACCGUAUAGAGUUAUUGCCAGUAUUUUAAUGUAAAGAUCUUCUGUUGAGAUUGUAAUCACAAGUCUUUUUCCUGAGAUUCAGAACUACCUUUGAUAACUUGCCAGUAAUGAGAAUUAUGCUGAGAAAAAGUUGCUUUUCUUCUCUUGAGAAUUAUACUUUCAUAUUUUCAUUUGCAAGUUUAGCAUAUACGGCUCUUUAUUUUCUCUCGACAGUAGUCAUUUGCUAUUAGAAUAUCUUAUCCUUAGGUGGACUGUAGUUACGCCAUUGCAUCAGUCGGAAGAAACAGACUCCCAUUGUAGUUAUGGUAGCAACGAGCAUUAACAUUCAUUUCUAUUCACUACCAUUUUCAAAUAAAAUACAUUAUUCCUUAUUAAAGCAGGUAACAUUACACAAUGCUAGAAUGAAUCAAAUGAAUAUAGGGAAACUUAAACCUUAGGUGCAAUUUAAUAUCUUCCAAGGUGUUGCUUAAAUUUUGUGCUUCUCAAAUUUGUUCACAUGCUACAGCCUCUGGAAGGCCUUGCAAAAUUCCCCAAAGCAAUGACGUUUAAACUUAAAUUAACAUCUAAUCUUAUGAUAAACCUAAUAGCACAUUAUUAUAUACUCACUUCAAAUGAUAGUUUAAAAAAUAGACAACAAAUAAUAGGUACCACUAGUUGAAGAAAAGUUUGAAAGAAAAAUAAUUAAGACUAAAUUAAUUUUAAAAUUUUGCAGCUAUGAAGAAUUGGGAACUGCUCCCCAUACCCGACGCCUGCAAAAAAAAAAUUCUUUAUUUUACUUUGGAGGCAGAAUUUGUUGAGCUAGUGCAUGAAGUGGCAAUGUCGAUAGGAAUACAGUUUGAACUGGAUAUAUGUAUAUAUAUAUACACAUACAUACAUAUUAAUGUUUAUUGAUUAAUGGUUAACUAUAUAACCAUUAAUCAUUAAUGGUUAAAUAUAUAACCACUAAUCAUUAAUGGUUAAAUCAUUAAUCAAUGCAACAUUUAAAACAAAGUGGAAAACAAAGUGAAAAACAACAUUUAAAACAAAGUGAAAAACAUUUAAUUUUAAAUGAGGUGGAGGUGUGGUGUGUUCUAUAAUAGAAAUCCGGGAUUUAAAAAAUAGAGAACUUAUGUUUGGUUCUUAGGUGCUGCAUGAUAACUAAGCAUAUCAGGAAAUGGUUCAUGUACAUUUAUGUAAUUUGUUUAAAAUUGUAUGCAGUUAAUUAAACUUUUCUGGUUUCAGUGGAAAGGAAAGAGGAAUCAGGUGGAACAGUAGAUUUGCUUUGCAGUCUCCUUCUGCAUCUACAAACUGGGAGCAAACUGGUGACUGGCUGUCACAGCUAGGGCUCCCUGGCUUCCAGUGACAGUUUCCAGAGAUGAAAUGUUUUUCUUGGAGCUAACGCUAAAAACUUCUUUUAACUUAAUUCUGGUAAAAAUAAAUCUUCUACAACCA